Molecule: messenger RNA, 5976 nt
Organism: Pseudo-nitzschia multistriata
Lineage: Eukaryota; Bacillariophyta; Bacillariophyceae; Bacillariales; Bacillariaceae
Source: the annotation of a GenBank genome assembly
CAUCCGUGCAGUACCCGUACCGGCCGCACAUACCCUAGCCCCUAACGCGGAGAGCCGCCAUGGGAGUCAAGGGACUCUGGAGGCUCCUCCUCCCCAUCGGCCGGCGCAUCUCGAUCGAGACCCUCGAGGGCCGGRUCCUGGCGAUCGACGCGAGCAUCUGGCUGACCCAGUUCCUGACGGUGGCCGCCCGRCAGCGGGAUCCGAACGACCCGGCCUCCCACGGGGGGAGGCGGAACGCCGCMUGCUACUCGUGCGACUACCUGGUGGGCUUCCUGAGGCGGCUGUGCCGGCUCCGGUACCAGGGCGUCCGGCCCGUCCUGGUCUUCGACGGGGCCACCCCGGAGAUCAAGAGGAGGGAGCUGGCGGACCGGGCCAGAAGGAAGCGCAGGCGCGGCUUUGGGGAGGACCACCGCKCCCUGUUUCCGAGGGAAGGCAGCGGCAAAAGCGGCRACGGCAACGCCAGCGACGGCGACGACGAGUGGAGGGAGGCCACCCGYCGCAUGGCCAAGCGGAUCCUCGCGAGGCAGCUCCGGAGCGGGGAGCUCUCGACGACCAAGAAAAACAGGGCGGUGGGCAAGGCAGACGCGGCAACCAACAACAACAGCAGCAGCAGCAGCAGCAGUAGCAGCAACAGCAACAACAACAAUCACCAAGAACAGCAACAACAUCAACGCAAGCGACAAAAGACCGCGGGGGCAUCCAAAACCUCCUACGCUACCGGGUUUUACGAUCCGGAUGCCGCGGCGGCCGAGGAUGCCACGAAUAAACACCUCCAACCCGACAACAACAACAACAACGAAAAUGACGACGACGACGACCACUUGCUACAAGACGAUUAUACUUCCAACAAUCGGUUCCAAGAAGCGGUCAACGAUUUCGAUGCGGCCAUUGUGGUUCACAGCGACGGGGACGAUGAAAACAACAACAACAACAACAACAACAAGAACGACAACAAGAACAACGAAUUCGAGAACAGCGACGACGAAUUUCGACCGUCCGUCGAAGACACCCGCCGCGGCCGCCGCCGGCCCUACCCCCGGAAACGGGGAAAGCAAACGGAGCCGGUCUACGAUUCGUCGCGCUUCCACGACGGGGACGGGACCGGCUUCAGGGUCGAUUCGGUGGCGGGCCUCCCCGAGAGCGCCCGCCGGGGGAUCAUCGAGGACGUCCAGCGGGAGCGGAGGAUGGCCUCCCGCCGGGAGUUCCUGGGGGUCGCCUCCAACCCGGAGGAGCUCUCGGGCUGCCAGAUCCGGAACUUUCUCAAGUCGACCCGUCUCAAGAAGGACAUUGCGGAGAUGGCGAGGGCGGCCACCAAGAGGGCCGAGGAGGAGGCCAAGAUGGCCCGGGGGAACGGGAUCCUCUUCGAAAAGGAGGGGGCCUGCGCCGGCCCCCAAGAACCGGCUGGUGGACACCGCCGCCGCAGGCACUAUCGGGACCACGGAGUACCGUCCGGGAGGAGACAAACCCCGAGCAGGAUGCGCAUGUUUCCYUUCAAGGGGUCGCGAGCGACGGAAAGCGGCCACAGCGACGACGAACACGACUUUCACAAGGCCAGGAACAACCACUACCUGGCGGGUGGGAUUCGGUUCGAAACCGGCGACCGGAACAACCCCGACAACCAGAACGACGUCGAAGUCGGAGUCGACAACACGGCGAAGAACGGGGUGGAACCCCCAACGAUCGCCGCCACCCUCGAGGACKGGGGCGGUGGAUUCGGGGUUCCCAUUGCGGACGGUUCCAGACCUCUGCUCGGGCGCGGGCGGGAAAACGAGAGCCAAGGCGACGACGACGACGACGACGACGGUAGCGGGGCCACCGAACUCGAURGYGGCAGCGAAGGCGGAGGCGRCAGCGCACCCKGGGGAUUUGGUGGCGGCCGUUCCCCGAGCGCGGCCUCGCAAAAGGCCGCCCAGGAAUCGCAAGACGAGGCCCUGGCCCGGGCCCUGCAAGCGAUCGAGGACGGGGAAGACCCCUCCGAGAACCCGCACCCGYUGUGGAAUCGGAAGCAUCUCCGCGGGGAGCCAGCCGGCCACGGGGACUGCAUCGAAAUCCUCGACGGCAGCGAAAGCGACAGSGAGAGCGAGCCCGGGGGCGGUGGAUUCCURCCAACGCCUGCGUCCGUUCCGGGAAGGGCCRAGCGGGAACGAGACGACGCCAUCCUUGCCCGGGAUCUCCAGGCGGCRGAGUACGASCGAGACGAACCAUGGGGUGGAGGGGGGGGCUUUUUGCCCGUGGAGGACGAAGCGGGCGGAGGCGGCGAGGGGAAGCCCGCGGCGUUUUCGGAAUCCGGGCCCGAGACGGGACGGGGCGAACGCGACGAGAGAGAGAAGACCGACCGGGAGGAAGACAGUGGUGGUGGUGGUGGUGGUGGGUUCUUGGUGGAAGAACAAGGCCGGGAAUUCAAAACGCCAUCGUCUCGGCGGGAACAACCAGCACUAUCGCUAUCCGCGGGCGUAGCCACGAACCGAGAUUCGCUCCUUACCGAGCUGGAGGAAACCCCGCUUGGCUCGAAUGUCUUUUCGUGUGGAGCAAACGCGUCGUCGCACGGCAUCUUCUCGAUGAGCCAGCAACCAAGGAAAUCAACCAAGCCGUCGGUUGGGGAGCUCCUCGUCUGCAAUUCGUCRUCGGAUGAYGACGACKACGAGAACGAGAACGUGGACUGGGAAGACGGCGAMGGCAACCCCGAAAGCAUUGGAUUCGCAAUAAGAGACCACCGCGCUGGACCAAAAAGCCAAGCCAAAGAAWCAUYUCCAAUCAGUGAGCAAGGGAAAGCACCCCGGCCGGAGCUUCUCGUGUGCCAUUCAUCGUCGGAUGAGGACGACGAUGGUGAGAAUGUGGACUGGGAAGACGGCGACGGUAAUAGCAAUAGCAACCACCAAAGCAAUAAAUCUGAAACAAGGGUUUAUCAGACUGCACAAAAUAGCCAAGAAAAAGAAACGGUUGCCAUCAGCCAGGAACGAAAAGCAAGCCAACCCUUGAUCGCGGAGCUUCUCGUGUGCAAUUCGUCCUCGGAAGACGACGAAGAGGUAGAUUGGGAAGACGGAAACGACAAAACAAACAAUAAGGAGACUCUUGGCCUUGGUGAAACCGACAGCAGCAAGAUCCCAGCGCAAAUGACUUCCACAAAAUCCACGGGAGUGGAAAUUGGAAUACGUCCCUCUUUCUCGAACAAAGAUUGCGUUGGUGACGACGGCGACGACGAUGGUGAUGAGAAUGACAAUGACACCAUCGAUUGGGAAGAUGGCAACACUAACACCAUUAACCAAAGAAAGGACACCAAAGAUAACAAACCUUCUCUACCGAUGACUUGCAGAACCAAAAACAAGAUUUCUCUGAGUGUUGACAASCUUGAUGAUGAGGAUGAGAGUGGUCAUCGAGGAAAUGACAACAAUGCCGAAACCGAGAACACCGAAAUAAKGUUGGARCGAGGAGRGACUACAGGGGAAAACCAGAAAAAUCCGAUUGACUUGGAUGCUUUUGUCACCAUUGACGAGARCGACAACAACGGUGCAAUGGAUUGGAAAGAGGGCGACAACGAUYUUCGGUCGUCAAUGAAGCAACUCGAUCCCACAGCAGUCGAAGCAUUGKAUUCGAAAAUAUUGGUGCACAAGCGAGUCGAAUUACUAGAGAACAAAAAAAGGGACGUCCUUGAGAAGAAUAGUGAUGAUUGUGAAGGAGAAGAUGCAAAUGAAAAUGAUGAUGGCGAUGAUGAUGAUGAUGAUGAUGAUGAUCUUAUAGUUUGGGAAGACGGGAACAGUAAUAUCAAUGAGAAAGGAAAAGAACCAAUUGAUCUAUCAACAUCCAUGACGUUAGCCGAAUCGUCCAAAACUCCGGCUAUCAGAAAUACCAAAAAUUCUGACGAAGACGAURUGAAUUGGGAAGAAGAGCAGAMAAGCGAUUYUUUUACUGAUAAAAAGGUGAUGACCGAACUAGAAGACAAGUCCCUGCAAAUCUCAGACAACCUACAGAGUCCGACACUGGUGAAAGCCAGCAAAUAUUUCGAAAACGAAACCACAACAGCAUCUAUCGAAACCAAAGUGGUAGAUGUGGACGAUGAUGACGACGAUCAGAUUGAUUGGGAAGCAGGAGCAACGCAAGAAAGCAMUAUUAUGAUUGGUGCGGAUGACUGGGGAUCCACAAAGACCAAAUCUUCGGACGAAAUAGCAGCAGCAUUAGAGCACGCACAAGGAACGGCAGCCAAUCUUACGAAUUGGGCUGGGAGAGCUUUUCGAAGAGCAAUCGCGCAGCAUGCCCUCGAAAAUGGGAUGGAGAUCCCCAAGUCAGCAAAACCAUGYGUGUUGAACAGCAAAGCAAGUGACACAGAURAAGAUGCAUUGASUUUGAAUAAAGUUGAAUCUGAUAUUCACUCCACACAAGGAAGAACUCGGGAGCGAUCGGAAUCAAAGAAAAAUCAUCCACUCGAUAGGAAUACUCGAAACAACAAGAUCGACAAUUCUGAUUGGUUGAAGCARUUUGAUCAGACAAUAUCUCCAGCAACAGACUUCUCGAUAGCGCCCAAAGAAGCCAUUCAAUCGGAUCAGAUGAUGGAUCCAACAAACACAGGUAUAACAGACGAAAUGCGGGCCGAGGUAAUGCAGCUCCUGCGCCUGUUUGGGGUUCCCUAYGUUGUUGCUCCGGCCGAAGCCGAAGCCCAAUGUGUCGAACUGGAAAAAUUGGGGCUCGUAGAUGGCAUCGUAACAGAAGAUAGCGAUACUUUUGUUUUUGGAGGAGAGGUAGUUUACAAAAACAUCUUCGAAGACAAGAAGUUUGUAGAAGUCUAUCACGCCAAGGACGCUAGCGAGGAAAUGAAUUUAAAUCAGGACGCACUAGUUGCCCUGGCUAUGCUACUUGGUGGAGACUACACAGAAGGUGUGAAAGGUGUUGGGAUCGUGAACGGAAUGGAAAUUUUGCAAGCAUUUGAUGUAGCACAAGACUGCAAAGCCGGAUUGACGCGUUUUCGUAAAUGGCUGGAUGGAUUCGACCCUCUUUAUUCGGCGAAGAACAAUAACAGCGCGACAAACAUCACCGGUGCUAGUACCGAAAAGGARAAAAGCUUCCACAAAAAGCACCAUACAGCUCGCAAUCGAUGGAUCGCUCCGAAGCACUUUCCCGAUCCCAAGGUUCUGAAUGCAUACUUGCACCCGGUGGUAGAUACGUCGAGGGAGCAGUUCUCUUGGGGUAUUCCGGAUCUCGAUGGUCUUGUGACCUUUUGCCAUAGUCACAUGGGUUGGACUGAUGAUGAGACAAAGAAAGUCAUUGAUCCGAUUAUCCGACGAAUGGAAGAUAAAUCAAUGAGACAGACACGAAUUGAUUCAUUUAUGCGCUACGAGGAUGGCAUCAAAUUUGCCAAGAUUCAAUCCAAACGACUUCGAAGUGUAUUGGGRCUGUCUCCCCUGGAAUCAAGCCAUCCGCAGCCRYGGCGGAGGAAGACGGCCGGUGCAACAGCACCUGAAUCGUUUGAAGAGCACAAAGAAGCUGGCAGUGACGAUUCCCUCGAUGAACUAGACGAGGAYUUUUCUAUUAAUCCAAUAACAGUAACACAAAAUAUCAAUCGCAAUUCAGCAACGCAAGAGUUCGAAGUACCUCGCUCCGAAUGGAAAACCAAGGCAACAAAAGACCCUGCACCGAAACAASCCAAUGGGAAACGAACCAUGAGCUUAGCCGCUCUUUCGAGUGCAUCCGCAUCCACUACCAAAAUUGCCACAGGUAGCACRAGUAAUAAUAUGGGAAAAAGCUCCGCGAUCGAUGAUGCGUUGGCAGUCUCUGUGACAAAGCGCCGAACGUUAAMCACUAACCUACCAAAAACAKCCCCKCCCGCGUACCAAAAACGUUCCRCAGCUAUACUGGAGGAAGAAAACUCCUUGAACUCAAAGCCAGAGGGGGAAAACCAAAGCAAAUCCGGGACUACUUACGAAGUAAUCAACCCAUCCAUGAUUUGAUCAGAUAGAUACAUUGAAAUAGAUAGAAACGAAAUCA